AUGUAUAAUGAAACCUCGCCAUCUACUGCUGAAGCCCGGCGGCUCAAGAAGCGGGAACUAGAUCGCAAAGCCCAGAGGUUAGCUCGUGAGAGAACAAAAAGUAGAAUUGCGCAGCUGGAGAGUAUGGUGGACAACCUACGACACAGCGACUCCAAUGCUCAAGUGUCAACGCUGAUUGACGAGUUGGAGAAAGUGACAAAGGAGAGGGACAAUUUGUUACAAGUGCUCGACUCUCUAGGCUCAACCAUCCGUCGUCAUCUUGGUGACACAAACACUAGCGACGCAUCAACAGACGUCAAAUCUGAAGCCUCGUUGCACACCACACCGAGAGCCGAUGGACCAGGAGACCUGAGUAGCUCCACAGCCCCAAUUGAUGCUGCUUCAGAGACGAGUGGCUCUUCAAUAAUGGAGCUCCCUUUGGGUGCGCCCCCAAAUAAUCCCUUUGCCUACAACAGCUGGACGUAUCCCGUCAACGACGGUACAUACCCGACCUCCAUGCCCUUCCACAACUCCAUCCUUCCAUCAUCUGGCCACGGCUUUAUGGACGUUCAACCUCUCCUACCAAGCCUUCCAACUCCCUCCCCCGAAGACGACGAUGUCAUAGUCCCCAAAGCCGCAGGUUUGUGCCACUGCUCGAGUCCCACGAACUGCACGACCGGCUACCGCGGCGUAAAGCCCAACAUUUGGCGGGCAAUCAACGAAGCACUACAGAAACCGACCAAGCUUUCCGCAGAGGAAAUGGCUGUAGAGGAAUACAAUGCCGAGGAUAUACCAAUACGAGCUAUCAUCGAAGGAUGGGACAGUCUGGAGAGGAAGGGGAAGAUGACGCCAACGUGGCGAAAGUUACGGGUGACAGAUGAGAUGUGUUUUACGAAUUGUGGCAAUACUGAGCGUCUUGCUGCCUUGAGAAUAUUCCAUCUUCUCAUCACUUACCACGGUGACCCAACUUUGACUCGCCGGUCUACGUUACCAAGGUGGUAUCUAAAUAGGCCGUCACAAGCUCUACCUCACACCUAUGGUAUCGACUUCUUCGUCUGGCCUGGUAUGCGAGAACGUCUUAUCUUCUCCCAACAUCAGUACUGUACCAACGCAUUCUGGGACUUGCUCCAGGCAAACUUCAAGAUUCUGUGGCCAGCCACCUUCCAGGACACAUUUUUCCAGAAUACACAAACAGGAAAAUACCAUAUAUCACCAAUAUUCGAAGACCGUAUCAGAGACAUCAACGUUUGGACAAUGUCGACAGACUUCUUUACACAUUACCCUGAACUUGUCGAUGACAUCCCAGCCUUAAUGGGAAUCCCCGCGUCGAUGUCAGGAGCAGAAACUACAGUUGUUCCUUCACUUCGACGACAUAGGCGGGAUGAUGAGGAGGACAAGCGGUAUAGAGGGCAGAGAGCGGCUAUCUGCUGA
This is a messenger RNA of Fusarium poae, 1410 nucleotides long. RefSeq lists its product as uncharacterized. Bases 1 to 1410 code for a protein of 469 amino acids. The record is from RefSeq and is a predicted model, not a curated record. NCBI's taxonomy places the organism in Eukaryota, Fungi, Ascomycota, Sordariomycetes, Hypocreales, Nectriaceae. The transcript has 3 exons.